AUGACAGAAGACUGCUGGUCGGCUGACACAUCGGGAUGCAACCCAACGACGAAAAGAUGGCUCGCGCUUGCUGGGCAGAGAGCGCUGUCACGUGUUGCCGAACGCACGCAAGAGGACCUGGUACAAUCAGAGCAGCCUGACCUUCAGAAUCUGCGAUGGACAGCUCCAAUCCUGCGGAAAGAGCGGAAAGACGACCGACUAAGCCUGCGCUUGGCGAUCAUUGCUAGGGAUAUGGAUGAGUUCUGCCUAGUGACUGAUCUGGCCACAUGCUCUGCAGAUGCGGUCCUAGACGCCGCCUCCGAGUUCCUGCUGGGCUGUGCUGGUAUUGCCAUGACCUCCGACUACGAAAACGGUAUGACUAUCGACAUGCCCGCGGUCAACACCACCCGAGGUCCGCAAGCGAGCGCUGCGAUGUUUGAGUGUGUCGCACUCGUCCUGUGUCAGCUUGCGAGAUAUCAUUCCCGCUGGAUCAGCAGCGACGGUCCUGCACCGGUCGUGUUAUGGAACCAAAUCGUACCCGGUACAGGUGGACCUCGUGUUAGACAGUCUUCAGCUGUGACAAUGAAGUUUCCGCCCGCGUUACACAAAGCUUCGAACACAGGAAAGAGGUUCGCCACCAACCAGGCCCAAGGGGCCCACUGGGACACUCUGAAGGAGAAGACUUUCGAGAUGUUCCUCUGCGGCAUGCCGGAGAACGACUCUCAAUUCGCAGAAAUCCCCAUCCGGGUAGCUCUAUCAGUGAAUGUACUAGCCGGUCAGGGGCGAGAUGAUCCUGCACUUGGCUCUAUCUCCUUCGAAUAUAGCAAUGAGAUGCAGAAGUUUGCUCGACAGGGGCUCAUCGCCAUCACGCGUUAUAUCGACACGUCCUUCCCUGCCGCUACUACAGCAGACACCAUUCUCGAGCCAUACUUGCCAAGCUCUACGCUGAGGCCCAGACCUGCGACCACGAAUUCGAUGCUCCUGCGCCAAUAG
Fulvia fulva is the source of this 972-nucleotide messenger RNA. RefSeq lists its product as uncharacterized. Lineage: Eukaryota; Fungi; Ascomycota; Dothideomycetes; Mycosphaerellales; Mycosphaerellaceae. The coding region runs from base 1 to 972 and encodes 323 amino acids. The transcript has 2 exons. The record is from RefSeq and is a predicted model, not a curated record.